This is a messenger RNA of Cladophialophora immunda, 690 nucleotides long. RefSeq lists its product as uncharacterized. The coding region runs from base 1 to 690 and encodes 229 amino acids. The transcript is spliced from 2 exons. NCBI's taxonomy places the organism in Eukaryota, Fungi, Ascomycota, Eurotiomycetes, Chaetothyriales, Herpotrichiellaceae. The record is from RefSeq and is a predicted model, not a curated record.
AUGGCCCUGUCCAAAAUCAACAUUCUGAUGGUGGUGCCGCUGAUCUCGUGGGUUGCCGCUGUUCCGGCAGCCUACGACGUCGUCUGGGCUGAUUGGAUGACCGGGGCCAUGCCGUCCAAUACCGCUGCCUGUGCGGCUCCUUUCGCGACGCUCGUCACGUCCUCUACCAGCCUGUCUUAUUCGCCAGUUGCUGCCGCAGUCACUUACCAAACACUGGCACUUUCCUCUGAUUCGCUGUCCCUUGCUCCGUCGGCAACUGCGUCAUCUGCUUUCUCCACUUCCGCCAGCACGGUGCAGUCGGUAGCCUCCGUCGCCGCGGCGAUCAGUGUUCAGCCCCAAAAUGGCUCAACCACGGGUUCUUGCGAGGGAGCCAGUGACUCCUGCGUGGGCGACGUGACUCAUUGGGAUGGUGGAGUGGGCGCCUGCGGCUGGGCCGUGGACACCAAUAGCGACUAUGAAAUUGCACUCCCUUAUGCCUUCAUGGGGUCCCAAUCGAAUGGAAAUCCGUACUGUGGUCGGUCAGUCACUUUACACAAUCCAACCUCUGGCACCACGGUCCAGGCCACCGUGGGUGACAAGUGUGAAGGCUGUACCGAUCGGUCCAUCGACUGCACUGAUAUCCUGUUCAACGCCAUCACUGAUGGUGAAGGCGAUGGCCGUAUGCACGGUAUUCAAUGGUGGUUGAACUGA